Moneuplotes crassus is the source of this 2243-nucleotide messenger RNA. The record is from the annotation of a GenBank genome assembly. Lineage: Eukaryota; Ciliophora; Spirotrichea; Euplotida; Euplotidae.
UGGAAAUUUUACAUAAAUAAAUGUCAUACGGCGGAGAUGGAUAUUCUGGCUACUCUCGUGGAGGGAGUAGACGUGGACGUAGAGGAAGGGCCCGUGCUGGAGGUUAUCAUGAUAGCAGACCAAAGCAUCCUCAACCUCAAGGAAUUAUCAACGACCCUGCUAUUACAAUUGUUGAUCCCAAGAUACAGCAGAAGAAACCUGUCAAAAAGACAGAGGAGACUAAACAAAUAGAGAUAGAAGAUGAAUAUAAGUAUUCUAAAGCUGAGCUACUUGAAAUGUUUGCAUCAGUAAAUCUAGAGAAAGCAACUAAAAUAAUGCAAGACCACGAAGAACUUGAUUUAGUGGUGAGCCUAUCACAGACACCAGUACUUCUUUGAGAAGAGAAGCCUAGCUUGACCUUAGAAGACCUCAAAUCAAGAAAGGGAUAUGGACCCAGAAGAGGAGGAAGAAAUGAUUUUGGAAAAGAAAAAGCACCAGAUGAUUAUGAUGACGAUAUGGAUCCUGAAUGGCUCGAUGGAUUCGACGCUUCAAAGAAAUUCGAUUUUUCAAAACAAGUUCCACUCAAAAAGAUGUUUGGAGAAAAAGAUGGUGUUGAACUUGAAGAACUAGGAGGACUUGAAGAUGAUGAGACAGAGGAUAAGACUGAAGACAAUGCUAAUAUUCAACAGCCUAUUAGCAUAGAUGAGAUUGAGAAAAAGCAACUCUCAAAGUUUGAAGUUCCUACCCAACCACAGACAAAUGUUGGCGGACAAUCACAAUUCCCACAACCUCAACAAGAUUUUGGACAGUUUGGAUUUAACCAACCAGGGGUGAAUCCUCAAGGAUUUAUGCCUCAUGCUUCUGACACUCAAGGUUUUAAUCCAAAUAUGAUGCAACCCCAGCCUGGGUUCCAACAGCCAGGAGUUGGAGGUCAUCCUCCUGCUGGUCAAAGUCCUGGAUUUGGAGCACAACCAGGAUUCGGCCCUACACACGGGCAAGAUUUUGGAGGACCUUUCGGUGGGUUCCAGCAACCUCCAAUGCAAGACUUUAAUAACCCAGUGGGUAAUCCAAUGAGCCAAGGAUUUGGAGGCUUCGGUGGAGAAGCUUUUGGAGGGUUUAAUCAACCAUUUAGCAAUCCAAUGGAUUCUUUUGGAGGAGGAGAUAUGGGCUUUGGAAGCUCAUUAUUCGGAGCUCCAGCAGGAAGAGAUGAAGAGUUUGAGAAGAUAUUUGGCCAACCUUCGGCAGGUCCACCUGGAAAUGACAAAUUAUUUCAUUCACAUAAUCAACCAUCCAAAGGUCAACAGCCAGGAAUGUUUGGAGGAUAUGGUGUUGACCAGAACCAGUUCAUGCAAACAAAUGAUGAUGAAGAUGAAGAAGAUGACUGGCUGAUGGAUGAUCAGUUCCAGAGCAAAAACCUUGAGUUUAUUGAUCAACAUCAAGAUACUCCGAUAAAAGGAUCUCAGAAUCUACCAAAAGUUGGUGAAACAAUCGAUGUUGCCUAUAAGUAUGUAAAAGCUGAGAAAAAGAGAAUCCCUAAGCCUAGGAAAGCUCAUGUAUUCAAACCCAGGUUGAGAGAAAAGAAGAGAUUUGAGAAAAUGUUUGACAAGGAGAUCAAAGAAGAGACUAAUAACAAAAAGCCUCACCAACAAGAUGUAGAUAUGGUUUUGGUAAAGAAGUUUUGGGAUAUGAAGAGAGACCCAACAGAUUUGGAGAUGCUAAAUCUUAUCCAAAAUCCAUUUUCUUUCCAUGUAGUUAACAAGAGAAGCUCUCCUCCACAGUUCUAUUUGAACAAAGAUGGGCCUAUACAUAUUGGAGAGCUCUUUAUGUGGUUCAACCAAGGUCUUGUUCCAAAGACCUUCCAAAUUGGCCAUGACGAAAACUGUUAUAAAUAUAAUAGCAGACAAUGAUUUUUAUUUGAGAAGUUCUUUAGCGAACACUGUAAUAAAAGAUUUUCACAUUAUGAAGUAUCUCCUGAUGAAUACUCAUCAGAGGUGCAUUUCCAACCUCCAGAACAAGAAAUUGAAGAAGAAGUCCAGCCAGAGGAGACUAAAGCUCAAGUAUCAACACCAUUCAUUGACCCAGCUAUUUCUGGGAUAAUAAAGGAUGAAGCUGUGACUAUCAUUGAUGCUUCUAGCCUUGAGCAGAACUUGAUGUCUCAGAUUCAUAGCAAUCAGAUGCCUUAUCCCACCCAUGGUGGGGGUCAGCCAAUCGACCCUGCUAUUGUAUCUUUCCAGACCCAUGAUCAAAGUGACAAGAAGUAUUAA